This is a messenger RNA of Pistacia vera, 594 nucleotides long. RefSeq lists its product as uncharacterized. Bases 1 to 594 code for a protein of 197 amino acids. The transcript has 3 exons. The record is from RefSeq and is a predicted model, not a curated record. NCBI's taxonomy places the organism in Eukaryota, Viridiplantae, Streptophyta, Magnoliopsida, Sapindales, Anacardiaceae.
AUGACCGUUGUUGAUCUGGAGGGGCUUUUGCCCUCAACUAUUAUUAUGGUGGUUUCAUUUACAGCUUCAACCAUAAGUGGUAAGCCACUUCCAGAAAAGUUUGAACUGAAGGAUUUGGGUUCUUUUCGAUAUUUCUUGGGUAUUGAGGUAGCCUACUCACCUAGAGGUUAUCUUCUUUCUCAGUCGAAAUAUGUUGUAGAUAUUCUUGAGCGGGCUAGACUUACUGAUAAUAAGACUGUAGAUACUCUGAUUGAGGUUAACGCAAAGUAUUCUUCUUCUGAUGGUUUACCUUUGUCAGAUCCUACUUUAUACCGUACUAUUAUUGGGAGCUUGGUAUAUCUCACUAUUACUCGCCCAGAUAUUGCAUAUGUUGUUCAUGUUGUUAGUCAGAUUGUUGCUUCUCCUACUACAGUUCAUUGGGCAGUUGUUCUUCAUAUUUUGCAGUAUCUUCGGGGUACAGUCUUUCAGAGUCUUUUGCUUCCAUCCACCUCUUCCUUGGAGCUGUGUGCAUACUCUGAUGCUGAUCAUGGCAGUGAUCCCAUAGAUCGCAAAUAUGGGAGUUUCUCUUUCUCAUCCUACUCCUAUGUAUUUUGA